AUGUACGUAACAACCAAAGUCGAAUAUGGUGUACCAAGUUAUGGACAAACUAUCCGUGGUCAACCAGAAAUAAUUGUUCAAGUUCCAUGGACACAACAAUUUGCUCAAGCUUAUGAACAAUUUGUUAAUGGUGGUUAUGCUGCUAAUCAACAAAUUGGUGGUGGAUAUGGAAUUGGCGGUCAAUCAUUUGGUGGCCAAUCAUUUGGUGGUCAACCAUUUGGUGGUCAAUCAUUUGGUGGCGGAUACGGAAUUGGUGGUGGUUCAUCAUUUGGUGGCCAACAAAUUGGUGGUGGAUAUGGAAUAGGAGCUCAACGCGGUAGCCUCGGUGGUUAUGGAGGAGGUUUUCCUCAAAGUGGUGGUUACGGAGGAGGUUUUCCUCAAAGUGGUGGUUAUGGAGGAGGUUUUCCUCAAAGUGGUGGUUACGGAGGUAGUUUUCAUCAAGGCGGUGGACUUGGUGGUUAUGGUCAACAAAUCCAAGGUACUCCAAUUGGAUUUGCAAGGAAAAUUCGAUCAUUAGAUAAUGAUAAAUUUAAUAGUAUUGUUGAGAACUUUGUUGAUAAUUUAAAAUCUUUUAUUCAUGAUGAUAAUACAAUAAGUGACAAUAAUGAAUUAAGUGAACAGAGACAGAAAGUUAUUGAUGCAUUGGAUAUUAUAUCAAAAUCAAAAGAAUCAAACAGUGAUAGUGACGAACAAGAAAAUCUUGAUAAACAAGAGAUUGUAUCAAAUUACAUCGAUAUUGAUCAUCAUAAUGUUCCAGAAAAUAGUGAAGAAAACUAG
Adineta steineri is the source of this 777-nucleotide messenger RNA. Lineage: Eukaryota; Metazoa; Rotifera; Eurotatoria; Adinetida; Adinetidae. The record is from the annotation of a GenBank genome assembly.